UCCCCUCCCCCACUUUUUUCUUCUGCUGUGCACCGCGGUGCUCAGGUUUUGAAUCGGUACCUGGUCCAAACUUUGGUGCAUCACUGCAGACAACUCCGAUUGAAACCGGCGUUGAACAGUCUCCAAGCUGGUACUGCCACCUUUGCGCUUCUGCCCUGUCUAAGCUAUGUCUACGUGCAUGUACAAGUUGCGUCCGAUUGUGAGCCAUGAUGAAACCUUGCCAGUCCCCAGCCACAACAUGUAUCACAUAAAACCGAUCCAAGAGGCCGGGAAAGGUCAGGGCCCAUCUGGCGCCACCACGGUACGUCUUGCCGAUAUCUCGGAGCGGGUGCAGGAGUUGAUUCAGGGUUCUCAAGGCGACAUGGCCUCUCUGGAAGGGCGACAGGAGGACAUCCUUAAAAAGCUUGCCAAGCUUAAGACUGACAUUGAAGACCUGAGAACAAUACUCCGACAACCUAGUCAAGUCACAGCAGCAUCUGUCACAUCUGCCGGCACCUGCCCUCCAUGUCCUGAGCUGGGAGAGUCACGAGACAUUGUUGUGUAUGCUAGCCCAGAGCAUCCUCCAUACUCCCUUCUUGGCCUGGCUCGCUUGUGGGGUGUGUCCUGUCCACUCCAGCUGACAAAUCACACCCAUUCAUCAGUCAAAGAAACCCCAGCCUGCGCUGAGUCAUUUUGUAAUUCUGUAAAUGGAGCUGCCCAAAUGCGGAUUACAUUGGUUUGGAAAGAUGUUGGUGCUGAAACAGAGCUGGUUAUCAAUCCUAUCAAGCAUAUUUCAAUUCGGGGUGAAACAAAUAUUCUGAGAUUUUUAAGCAGAGUUGGUCCUAGCAAUUUGGCAUACGAAAACACUUCAGACCUGAUACAGAUUACUCAACUUGAUGAGGUGCUAGACAACUGUCAGCGACUCGCUCGCAGCCGAACAGUCAAGGAGAAGCAGGCAAUCAUCAGAAGCUUCAAUGCUAGUCUGGGCAAGUCAGAAUGGAUGGCUGGGCAGGCCAAGGUAUCAAUUGUUGACCUUGCUGUCUGGUCUGUUGUGAAGCAACUAGGAAGUUCUGCGACACUCACCCAAGCUACAACAAAAUGGAUGGAGCGUUGCAAUGCACUCUUCCAAUGAAAUGUGCCUUGCUGUCCAAACCUUGGAAACGUCUGUGUAUAUGGAUUAUCUCUCUUAUGCUUCAUCCUGGCUGAUGAAGGAGAGCUGUGUGAUACCAGUGGUGAAGUAAAGUAACAGGAUUAUCUUGCCACUGCCUGGUAUUUGCUACUGCCAGUAUACUCAUUGUUCAAGUCUUCCACAAAACUGAAACUUAAUUAACUAUUUAUGCUUUUAAAAAACAAAAUUAAUUACAAUAAAAAAGGAGAGAAACAGCA
Molecule: messenger RNA, 1365 nt
Organism: Thrips palmi
Lineage: Eukaryota; Metazoa; Arthropoda; Insecta; Thysanoptera; Thripidae
Gene: AIMP2
Product: aminoacyl tRNA synthase complex-interacting multifunctional protein 2
Cellular component (GO): aminoacyl-tRNA synthetase multienzyme complex
Source: RefSeq, a predicted model, not a curated record